GAGGAUGCCAGCGGCAGUAGCUGUGCGAUUCGGUCAGCUGUCCUGAUUUUGUUCCCUCGGAGAGAUGGGCUUCGGCGAUGCGAGCGCCAAAGAUAAGAAGGCAGCAGCAGCGAAAGCCAAAGAUGAGGCAGCAAAAGCUGCAGCUGAAGAUGCUUCUUGGCAGGACACGGACAAAGGUGUUCAGAAAAAAGCACAACGAGCUGCUGAUGCGGCAGCUAAGGCUGACGCCAAGUUAGCUGCAAAGGCAGAGCUGAAGGAGCUGGAAAGACAAGAAGAAGAAGCGACUUCCCAAAUGAAGGGAGCCAACAAGAAAGCCAGCGGCUACCCGAAGGUGACGCAAGCUGAGAUUGCCAGAAGACAGGCGCUGAUGGGCGCCGUGGCAAAGGCAAAUCCCAAGAAGCAGAGCAAAAAGACUGAGGUUGUGUCGCAACCAAAGUUGGAAGCAAACACCAACCGCCAGGAGGACGUGGUGGAUGCCAGCGGCAUUGAUGCAGCACUGAGUGCCCUGGAUGUGGGGGAGAAGAAGCAGGUGAAGAUGACAUAUGCAGAGUUCGAAGCUCGAGAGCUGGAUGGCAUCAGACAGGAGAAUCCUGGAUUGAAGAUGUCUCAGGCCAAGGUGGGUGACCUUCGUGGAAAACGCUGAUCCAGUCGCAAGAAAGGAUAGAAAGGCCCAGGUGUAGACAAACUGUGAGGUGACAAUGUGUGUUUUCCGUUGCACGGAGCAUUGCCAUUCUGAGGAACGCUGCUUCAAGAUGUGGGAACGAUCCCCAGAGAACCCCAAGAACCAGGACAAAUAAUUCUGUCUUGGGCUGUUUUCCCGGGCCAUUUGGGGAUCUUUGAGAAAGAUUUUCUCCAGAAUCUGGAUGAAAUCUUGAAUCCCAUCAAUUGUUUCACCCAAAAAGACAAAACACAAAUUAUAUCCAAAAGACUUAUGUAAAA
Messenger RNA from Cladocopium goreaui, 939 nucleotides. The record is from the annotation of a GenBank genome assembly. Lineage: Eukaryota; Dinophyceae; Suessiales; Symbiodiniaceae.